Molecule: messenger RNA, 663 nt
Organism: Acaulospora morrowiae
Lineage: Eukaryota; Fungi; Glomeromycota; Glomeromycetes; Diversisporales; Acaulosporaceae
Source: the annotation of a GenBank genome assembly
AUGACUGGUGAGAUUCGAGAGCUCAGUUUCUGUACACGAUCCUUCGCCGUUGGUUGGGUAAAGCUUGGAAAUCGUUGGGUGGAGCUUGGAAUCCGUUGGGUGGAGCUUGGAAUCCGUUGGGUGGAGCUUGGAAUCCGUUGGGUGGAGCUUGGAAAUCGUUGGGUGGAGCUUGGAAUCCGUUGGGUGGAGCUUGGAAGCCGUUGGGUGGAGCUUGGAAGCCGUUGGGCGGAGCUUGGAAAGGUGAAACCUGGCGGUGGAUGUGUGAAACCUGGCGGUGGAUGUGUGAAACCUGGCGGUGGAUGUGUGAAACCUGGCGGUGGAUGUGUGAAACCCGGCGGUGGAUGUGUGAAACCUGGCGGUGGAUGUGUGAAACCUGGCGGUGGAUGUGUGAAACCUGGCGGUGGAUGUGUGAAACCUGGCGAUGAACUUAGAUAUGCUCAAGUGAAAACGGAGGUUUUCGACUUAGAAUAUGAAUAUGUUUAUGGAGUGUUUAUGGUAUUGUCACGACAGAAACCGAUUGAAGAUGUACUCAAGGACUCAACCGAAUUAUGCAAGAAUGUGAAGAGGAUUCUGGAGGUUAAUUAUAGUGGGGAUAGGGUAUCAGCUAGUGAGGAACCUGCAAAUAAGAAAUGCCCGUAUAGAAGAGGUAAUCAAGAAAAAUAG